Molecule: messenger RNA, 3755 nt
Organism: Musca vetustissima
Lineage: Eukaryota; Metazoa; Arthropoda; Insecta; Diptera; Muscidae
Gene: Klp3A
Product: chromosome-associated kinesin KIF4
Exons: 8
Coding region: 1-3726 (1241 amino acids)
Biological process (GO): microtubule-based movement; mitotic spindle organization
Molecular function (GO): ATP binding; microtubule motor activity; microtubule binding
Source: RefSeq, a predicted model, not a curated record
AUGAACAAAGGCGGCGUACAACAACGACAACACAAUAGCAACACCGCUAUCAAUUCGAACAUGGGUGAUUUGGAAAGUGUUCGGGUGGCUUUGAGGGUACGUCCCUUGGUGCCAUCGGAGGUCAAUCGCGGCUGUCAAGUGGCUGUGGAAAAAGUCGAUGGCCAAGAUCAGGUGGUGGUGAACAACAGUGAUGCCUUCUCGUUUAAUUUCGUCUUCGAUUGGCGUGACACCCAGGAGCAUGUGUACAAUAUGUCUGUGUCGGAUAUGUUAGAUAAAUUGUUCAGUGGUUUCAAUGCCACAAUAUUGGCUUAUGGCCAGACUGGUUCUGGUAAGACCCAUACCAUGGGCACGGCAUUCGACGGUGAAUUGGAUGAGAAUGUCGGUGUGAUACCCCGUGCUAUGCACGAUAUUUUCGAAAGGAUAAAAAAUCUUUCCGAUCAAUAUGACUUUGUGAUUAAAUGUUCCUUCAUGGAGUUGUAUCAGGAACAAUUGUUCGAUUUACUGUCGAAUAGACCGCGUGAUGAAAGCAUAGUAGAUAUGCGUGAAGACCGCAGCGGAAUAAUUAUGGUUGGUCUGACUGAGCAACAGGUUCACUCGGCCAAGGAAACAACCGAUUGUUUGGUGCGUGGUUCAUCGGGUCGGGCAGUGGCAUCGACAGCCAUGAACGAAGCUUCGUCCCGGUCGCAUGCUAUAUUUACCGUUACCCUGCAAGCAACCAAAAAAGAUGAAUCACGCGCUGUUACCACCUCCAAAUUUCACUUGGUCGAUUUGGCUGGUUCAGAACGUUCCAAGAAGACCGGAGCCACCGGCGACCGUUUUAAAGAAGGUGUUAAAAUCAAUCAAGGCCUCUUAGCUUUGGGCAAUGUCAUUUCAGCUUUGGGAGAUGGCAAAGGUGCUGGCUUUGUACGCUAUCGUGAUUCGAAAUUAACUCGCCUUCUACAAGAUUCACUUGGUGGCAAUUCCGUAACCCUAAUGAUUGCCUGUGUAUCACCGGCCGACUACAAUGUCGCGGAAACUCUAAGUACCCUUCGUUAUGCUGAUCGUGCACGCAAAAUUAAAAAUAAACCUAUUGUCAAUCAAGAUCCUCAUGCCGCCGAAAUUAAUCGCCUCAAGGGUAUUAUACAAAAGUUACGUUUGGAACUGCUAACUAAAGGCGGCACAAUGACAAGUUCAUUGACAACGGAAUUGGAAACCGUCACCCCUCCCGUUGUACCACUAAUGGCCUCCUCCAUGCCCGCCAUUAUGCCUUCCGAAGAACAGAAUAGAAAAUAUAAAGAACUGCAAGACAAAUAUCGCACACUGCAACAGCAGUGGCAGAUGACCCUGCACGAUGUAACAGAGCAUGAAAUGCGUGCUCACAUCGCUGAGGCUGCCCAUGACACACUGAAGGCCAAAACCGAUGAAAUGAAAUCAUAUUUCCAUGAAGUGUCCAUGAAAUGUAAAGAUCAUUCCAUGGACGAGGAGAAGCUAAUGGAGACGGUAAUGUGUAUUAGUAAAAUGGUCGAGAGUCUGGAUGAGGAGUUGGCGAAGACCCAAACGGAAAUAAUGGAGCACAAGAAACCCUCCUCGAUGGGAGAUUCGGAUGGUGAUCACGAGGAUGCUGAUGGCUCCCUCGCCUCGUCUUCGGAAAUGCAUGCAUUGGUACAGGAACGCACCGAGGCAUUUACGAACAAACAAAUGGAAAUCAAUGAACAGCUGAGACGCAUCAAUCGCGAACUUACCCUAAAAGAACAGUUGCAACAACGCAUGGCCGGUAAUUUCAGUAAAUUUUCCACAUUGGAUGAUGACAUUGAGGAGAAGGUCAAAGAAUGCGAACAGAAAAUUGCCGAAUUGGAAAAUGAAAAGGCUGAGCUGUUGGAUAAACUGAAGCAUGUGAAGGAGAAUGCCUCAGCCAAAUUAGCGGAGGAGCGGCGUAAACGUUUGCAGGCCUUGGAACAAGAAAUCGGAGAAAUGAAACGUAAAAAUCUCCAACAAGCCAAACUCUUGAAGAUACGCGAAAAAGAAACCCAGAAGAUUAAGAAUCUCAGUUCCGAAAUUCAAGCCAUGAAAGAGUCUAAGGUUAAGCUGAUAAGGGCAAUGCGUCAAGAGUCCGAAAACUUUAGGCAAUUCAAAAUGAUGCGUGAAAAGGAACUGAUGCAACUAAGGAACAAAGAUCGUAAAAUGCAAAAUGAAAUGGCUCGCAAGGAGGCCCUGCACAAUAAGCAGCGUAAUGUCUUGAAGCGGAAAUGUGAAGAAGCCAUGGCCAUAAAUAAGAGACUCAAAGAUGCUCUCGAAAGACAAAAGGUGGCCCAAACCCAGCGACAAAAGCUACAAUCCGCCAAAGACGCCAACGCUGCUUCCGUGAAGAUUGACCAGGUCAUAGCAUGCGUUGAGCGCGAACUAGAGGUAAUUAUAUCCCUUAUUGAUGCUGAACGUACACUUGAACAAUUAAUGGAUGAUCGUGGCAUAAUUAGCAGUCGUUUGGGAGAGUUGCAAAAACAACAACCUCCCCCCGAGCCUCACUCUCAGGCCGCUUUGGAAAUUGCCACCAUGCAGGAGGAACUGGAUAUGCGAAACGCCCAAAUCUCCGACCUCCAGCAGAAGGUAUGCGCUAACGAUGUCGACAAACUAAUACAAACGCUAACGGAUAGUGUCCAAAGCGUUGCCGAGGCCCGGGCUGUGUUCAAGCAUUUGAUCAAAUCGCUGGUCGAACUGAGACGUGAACAUUCGCUGGCUCUCGAAGAUUUGCGCUCACAACUGCAUGCUGCCGAUGACCGUUGUAACGAGGCCAAUAAGACCAUUAAACAACUGAAGUUAGAACACGCAGAAGCCAUUGCCGAGUAUGAGGAGAAGAUUGCAUUGGCUCUAACACCAGAACAGGUAGAACGCUUGAAAUUGCAAGAGGAGCAGCAAAAGAAAAUCGAAUCGCUAAUGAUCGAGCUGGAAAAUUACAAACAGCUAAGGGAAUUAAAUCAGCAGGCGGCGGCAGCGCCAUUGCCCGCCAAAAAGAAAGUCAAGUCAUCGGCCAAGCCCGUCGAAGACUUAGAAGAGGAGGAAGAAGAAUAUAUAGAGGAAAUAGAAGAUAGUGAGGAUGAAGUGGAUGAAAGUAGCUCUGAUCCUGAUUGGUCCAAGACACCCAUGGUGCGCCGAAAACGUCCAAAUAACAUGCGGACCACCACCGGUGUCAGAGCAUCAACAUCCAUCAAGUCCAUCUCCCAAUCAGAUAUCUCCCACAAUAUGGAUGAAGACCAACAACAGAACUCCUUUGACUCCACUCAUUCACGAACACUUGGAGGAGCUGCAAAAACGUCUGGCAAGGGUCAGCACAAGCGGAAGUCCAAGGGCUGCCAAUGCCGUGGUGACUGCCGCAACAAGCGUUGCGGAUGUAAUUCGCUCGAUCAGAAAUGUACGGUAAAUUGUCAAUGUACCUCGAAUUGUCUCAACCGUAUUAUAGGACCAGUGAAUGAACAUCCCGAUGACGAUAACUAUGACAUGAUGAUGGAUGCCAACAAUGAGGCUGGUGGUGAACAAACAAACGAUGUUGCAAUAAAACUGGAAAAAGACUCACCUCCUAACACAGCUGAUAGUGAUAAUGAAAAUGCAAAUAAAAGCAAUGCUACCGAUGAUACAUAUGUUACAACAAAAACCACAAUAACUUCCACGUCAUAUUUAACACCGAAAAUGGCUAGACUCUCCACAAUUAACUUUGAGACUGCCACGGCCAAAAAGAAAUUUUUCAACGAUUAAUUCCACAUUGAAAUACAAAAGUGCCUAAC